Messenger RNA from Mesocricetus auratus (golden hamster), 7376 nucleotides. It is a transcript of the gene Casr, whose product is annotated as calcium sensing receptor. Gene Ontology annotation, molecular function: calcium ion binding; G protein-coupled receptor activity. The coding region runs from base 233 to 3481 and encodes 1082 amino acids. Gene Ontology annotation, biological process: G protein-coupled receptor signaling pathway; detection of calcium ion; regulation of calcium ion transport. NCBI's taxonomy places the organism in Eukaryota, Metazoa, Chordata, Mammalia, Rodentia, Cricetidae. Gene Ontology annotation, cellular component: membrane. The record is from RefSeq and is a predicted model, not a curated record. The transcript is spliced from 6 exons.
UCUGGGGCAGUCUCUACAUGAUGUCACUCAGGACUACAGGACCAACCACCCUACACCUCUGCAAUGGAGAAGGCAGAAAUGGAGAAACGAACACAAUCACUGCUAUUCUGUCAUUAACCACUCUGUAGACAUGUGUCCCCACCAGAAGGUGUAAACUGCACCAAAGGGGGAAGCUUUUGGGCCCCCAGACCACUAGCACUUUUGACUGCCACCCCAGAGAGAAGGCAGAGCCAUGGCAUCUUAUAGCUGCUGUUUGGCCCUCUUGGCUCUCGCCUGGCACUCUUCUGCCUAUGGGCCUGACCAGCGAGCCCAAAAGAAGGGGGACAUUAUCCUUGGGGGUCUCUUUCCUAUCCAUUUUGGAGUAGCAGCCAAAGAUCAAGAUCUGAAGUCAAGACCAGAGUCUGUGGAGUGCAUUAGGUAUAACUUCCGUGGAUUUCGAUGGUUACAAGCCAUGAUAUUUGCCAUAGAGGAGAUAAACAGCAGCCCCAGGCUUCUUCCCAACAUGACACUGGGAUACAGGAUAUUCGACACCUGCAACACUGUCUCCAAGGCCUUGGAGGCCACCUUGAGUUUUGUGGCCCAGAACAAAAUUGAUUCUCUGAACCUGGAUGAAUUCUGCAACUGCUCAGAGCACAUCCCUUCGACUAUUGCAGUGGUGGGAGCAACCGGCUCGGGUGUCUCCACUGCAGUAGCCAACCUGCUGGGGCUCUUCUACAUCCCCCAGGUGAGUUAUGCCUCCUCCAGCAGGCUCCUCAGCAACAAGAACCAGUACAAAUCAUUCCUCCGCACCAUCCCUAAUGAUGAGCACCAGGCCACCGCCAUGGCCGACAUUAUCGAGUAUUUUCGCUGGAACUGGGUGGGCACAAUUGCAGCUGAUGAUGACUAUGGCCGGCCAGGCAUUGAGAAGUUCCGAGAAGAAGCUGAGGAGAGGGACAUCUGCAUUGACUUCAGUGAGCUUAUCUCCCAAUACUCUGAUGAGGAAGAGAUCCAGCACGUGGUGGAAGUGAUCCAGAACUCCACAGCCAAGGUCAUUGUUGUUUUCUCCAGUGGCCCGGACCUAGAGCCCCUCAUCAAGGAGAUUGUGAGGCGCAACAUCACAGGCAGGAUCUGGCUGGCCAGUGAGGCCUGGGCCAGCUCCUCCUUGAUUGCUAUGCCUGAGUACUUCCAUGUGGUCGGGGGCACAAUUGGGUUUGGUCUGAAGGCUGGGCAGAUCCCAGGCUUCCGAGAAUUCCUGCAGAAAGUCCAUCCCAGGAAGUCUGUCCACAAUGGUUUUGCCAAGGAGUUUUGGGAAGAAACAUUUAACUGCCACCUGCAAGAAGGUGCUAAAGGACCUUUACCUGUGGACACCUUCAUAAGAAGUCAUGAGGAAGGUGGAAACAGGUUAAGCAAUAGCUCUGUUGCCUUCCGACCCCUCUGUACAGGGGAUGAGAACAUCAGCAGUGUGGAGACCCCUUACAUGGACUACGAACAUUUGCGGAUAUCCUACAAUGUGUACUUAGCCGUCUACUCCAUUGCCCAUGCCCUGCAAGAUAUAUACACCUGCUUACCUGGAAGAGGGCUUUUCACCAAUGGGUCCUGUGCAGACAUCAAGAAGGUUGAGGCCUGGCAGGUCCUGAAGCACCUACGGCACCUUAACUUUACCAACAACAUGGGGGAGCAGGUGACAUUUGAUGAGUAUGGUGACCUGAUGGGGAACUACUCCAUUAUCAACUGGCACCUCUCCCCAGAGGACGGCUCCAUUGUGUUCAAGGAAGUCGGGCAUUACAACGUGUAUGCAAAGAAGGGCGAGAGACUCUUCAUCAACGAGGAGAAGAUCCUGUGGAGUGGGUUCUCCAGAGAGGUGCCCUUCUCCAACUGCAGCCGGGACUGUCUGGCAGGGACCAGGAAGGGGAUCAUUGAGGGGGAGCCCACCUGCUGCUUUGAGUGUGUGGAGUGUCCUGAUGGGGAGUACAGCGAUGAGACAGAUGCGAGUGCCUGUGACAAGUGCCCGGAUGACUUCUGGUCCAAUGAGAACCACACUUCGUGCAUUGCCAAGGAGAUUGAGUUUCUGGCGUGGACUGAGCCCUUUGGAAUCGCUCUCACUCUCUUUGCAGUGCUGGGCAUUUUCCUGACAGCCUUUGUGCUGGGCGUCUUCAUCAAGUUCCGAAACACGCCCAUCGUCAAGGCCACCAACCGCGAACUGUCCUACCUCCUGCUCUUCUCACUGCUCUGCUGCUUCUCCAGCUCCCUGUUCUUCAUCGGGGAGCCCCAGGACUGGACAUGCCGCCUGCGCCAGCCUGCCUUUGGCAUCAGCUUCGUGCUCUGUAUCUCAUGCAUCUUGGUGAAGACCAACCGCGUCCUCCUGGUCUUUGAGGCCAAGAUACCUACCAGCUUCCACAGGAAGUGGUGGGGACUCAACCUGCAGUUCCUGCUAGUUUUCCUCUGCACCUUCAUGCAGAUCGUCAUCUGCGUGAUCUGGCUCUACACGGCACCCCCCUCCAGCUACCGCAACCAUGAGCUGGAAGACGAAAUCAUCUUCAUCACGUGCCACGAGGGCUCACUCAUGGCGCUCGGCUCCCUGAUCGGCUACACCUGCCUGCUGGCUGCCAUCUGCUUCUUCUUCGCCUUCAAGUCCCGGAAGCUGCCAGAGAACUUCAACGAAGCCAAGUUCAUUACCUUCAGCAUGCUCAUCUUCUUCAUUGUCUGGAUCUCCUUCAUUCCGGCCUACGCCAGCACCUACGGCAAGUUUGUCUCUGCCGUGGAGGUGAUCGCCAUCCUGGCAGCCAGCUUUGGCUUGCUGGCCUGCAUCUUCUUCAACAAGGUCUACAUCAUCCUCUUCAAGCCUUCCAGGAACACCAUCGAGGAGGUGCGCUGCAGCACCGCUGCACAUGCUUUCAAAGUGGCAGCCCGUGCUACGCUACGCCGUAGCAACGUCUCCCGCAAGCGGUCCAGCAGCCUCGGAGGUUCCACGGGUUCCAUUCCUUCCUCCUCCAUCAGUAGCAAAAGCAACAGCGAAGACCCGUUCCCACAGCCAGAGAGGCAGAAGCAACAGCAGCCGCUGGCCCUGUCCCAGCAAGAACAGCAGCAGCAGCAGCAGCAGCAGCCCCUGACUCUACAGCAACAGCAGCCGCUGCCACAGCAACCGAGAUGCAAACAGAAGGUCAUCUUCGGCAGUGGCACGGUCACCUUCUCUCUGAGCUUUGAUGAGCCUCAGAAGAACGCUAUGGCCCACAGGAACUCCAUGCGUCAGAACUCCCUGGAGGCCCAGAAGAGCAACGACACCUUGAGCAGACACCAGACUCUGCUCCCACUGCAGUGUGCAGACCCAGACUCAGAAAUGACCAUUCAGGAAAUGGGCCUGCAAGGGCCCAUGAUGGGGGACCACCAGCCGGAAAUGGAAAGUCCAGAAGAAAAGUCCCCAGCCCUGGUCGUGUCCACCUCUCGGAGCUUCGUCAUUAGCGGUGGUGGUAGCUCGGUCACGGAAAACAUACUGCACUCUUAAUGGAGGUAAAGACGGCCUGUCCUGCUGAUAGAGUUUUUCCUAGAGUCCCAGGAAUAAGGAUGGGUCCUUCCGUUCUUCCCAGGAAGCCAGGGAUGAUAAGUACAUCAAAUGCCUGUGCUCGGUUGCACUGCUUUGAAUGAAAGGAACUGACUCGUGUGCUCUUUAAAGUUAAAACAAGAGCCAUGUAUUGGAGUUGUUUUCCAGAGCCCAGUACCAUACCAGAGUUUAUUGAAGUCUCUCUUCCUUUACUCUAUCCAUCAACAGCUCAGACGAAAGCAGGGCUCUAAGCUACUCACCUACGCUCUCCUUUAAAAAAUGCGUAUAUCCAGCAAUGCCUGCCCUGAGAUUCCAUGGACAGCAUGAUCUGAAUCACAGUCCAAAGACAGACCAACAGGACAUCAGAUCUGUCACUGCUUGAAUAGAGUCUGCAAACCAGUCUGUCACUGAGACUGUCUAACACAUUGACAGUGGAUGGAACUUUACAUGUUCAAGACGUCAGCAAGAUGUGUCCUCUCUUAUUUAUAGAGACCUUAAGAAGUGUGGUCUUUUUAUCAUCCCUGCUGCUGCUAUUGUGUGACAUCUAUCAAUUCUGUGUCCUUUCUGUGGCACCAUGUUGGGGAUGUGUCCAGAAUGCCAUGUUUAGGUCUCAGGAUUAUAAGAUCACCUCUAAGCACUGGGGAAGGACUGACGAAUCCAAUGGUCUGUCUCCAUAAUUAAUAUUGCUGUACAUAGCUUUACCCUUAAGAAAACACUUCUGUUGUUGAAGUGUUGCAGUCUGGGUUCUCCAUGGCAGUAUUAUUGAGUUCUGUUGUCCUUUCCCAUCCCUCACCCCAGUGAGCAGAGCCCAUGUGGUCCCUCUCAAGCCCAUAGCUUCUGAAACUCUCCCAUCCCUACACUAAAGGCUUUGUGAAGCCAAUUCCAGAUCUGGCUCUGUGGAGAGUACCCUCCCAGAAGAAAGUGUGGUUCCCAGUGAAGGCCACAGUUCCUUCAGCAGUGAAAUUAAAGGUGCUCACCGGCCACCUCACUGCUGAGAACUCAAACUUUGGAUGACAGGGACCAAGGUUCAGGCUAUGGCUUGGUCACUGGCAAGAUGGGCGAUAAUAAGCAAGGAGCCACAGCCUCUUUAAGCCCAGCUUUUCUGCAUCUAAGUAGGAUGUUACGGUUCUUUGCCUAUGCGGCUCUCACAUGGGUAGAGGGCGAGCAUGUGUCAACAUAUUUUAGCAUGGUGCCUAACACCUAAUAAGCACUUAGUGUUAGUAAAUAUGAUUAGUGAUACAGUAACUACUAGUUUCCACUUGCUUAGACUAUGCUAUAGUUUGGAUUAUGACCCUCAAGGUCCACAUAUUAAAAGACUGGUCCCUUGUAUGGUCCUCUUGGAAGGUCAUGGUGCGUUCAGUAAGUAGGGCUUAGUAGGACAUAGUUCAAGUGAGGGUAUACCUUUGAAGGGAGUUAUGGGACUCUGGCCCCAUUCUUUGUCUCUUUUUAUUUCCUGACUGUUAAGAUGAACAGUCUGCGAUGACACAGGGCUGCCCAUUGUUGCCACCCAGCUUCCCACCAGGAACCCAGUGGUCCACAUGAGCAUGGACCAGAACCUCCAAAGCAAAGCAUCAAGAUUAACCUCUUUGACACUCUAAUUAUCUGACGUAUUUUAUUAUGCUGAGAGAAAGCUGACAAAUACAGAAUAUAAGGCAAAACUUUUUAAGCAUUCAGAUUUUAAUGCCUAAUCCGCUGAUCACAAUAGCUUGCUUCAGGAUAAGCCCAAAAUUAGUGAGGCCCAGGUCAAGGUGUCAGCAGAAGCCAGAUCCUACUAGCACCCCCCAAAAGCCCCAAAGUUCUGCCUCUGUGAUAACAGUAUCACUUCCAGCAUUAUUGUAGCAUUGUUGGUAGUUUCUCAGAUCAGAUUCCACCGAGCUACACUGAUCUCAAGACCAUGCCACAGAAUGUGCACCUGUCAGUGGUUUAAAUUUACAGAGUCUUCCCUGACCAUUUCCUUCUGAGGGUUCUUAAGGUAACAGUUGGCACUAUAAUCAUGGAGAGUAUUGAUGAACUGCAAGAGGGUGCAGUAGAAUUCCGCCCUGUCACAGAGCACAAAACUGUCCUGGUGGGGCAGUAACACUCCAGUCAGUAAGGGAACAGCCUGGCAGAGCCUGUUCAUCUGCUGUCACCCUCUGAGAAGGCACCAUGCUGGGUGAGGGUUCAUUUUUAACAUUUCACUUGACCCUAAAAUAAAUAAACAAAAUAGCAGUCAAACAUUUAGUGGCUUUUCAAAAACACCUCACAAAACUGUGUGGCAAUAACCUUUGUAUAAUGGCACACACUCUUCCUUCAUGUUCUUAUUGCACAUGGUCCCUUCUUCCACAAGUAAUCUCCUCAUCCCAUAGUGAAAAACUGAUGCUCAUCAAGGAAAACAUGUUGCAAUAUGUUCAUUAUGACAGGGGCUUGCAAAUCAAGUGGCCUUUAUGAACAGCCUAAUCAGAAAGGCACAUGGGACCACCACACUAGUCACAACUCUGCAUCCAAUCACAGGGAUAAGAUAGGAAUUUCAUUAUGCCUCUAUAGCAACCGACCUUUUCAUCUCAAAUUCCUGUUCUGCCAGCAACUGAAGCUAUAGUUAAAUCAAGUUGGGUACCCCACCCCCAGCCCCAGUAAUUUCAGAGUUUUCUCAUUCCAAUUCUAUUUUUAGGUAUCUGCUCAGGAGUUUUUUCUUCUUCUUCUUCUUCUUCUUCUUCCUCUUUCCAGUAAGUCAGUGAGGGGUGAGGGUCUUCAGUCAUAGGCAGUUCCUCUUAGCAUUGCUGAAGCCAUCUUCUCUGUCUCUCAGUAUUAGUGUCUCUAUGUUGGCUUCUUCUAUGUAUCUGUGGCAGUCCAUUUUCUGUUCAUGUAACAGACUAACCAAGCAGGCCAACUUUAUAGAGAAACGAGGUUUACUUAACUCAUAGUUCUGCUGGCUCACGGGCCAAGACCAUACGAUUGCCAUUGGUUACCACAAUGGCAGGAAAGCACUGGAAGGAAGGGAUUAAGUACUAAAAUAGUAAGUCAGAGGAUGAUUCAGGGGUCAGCUUUACUCUUACAACAACUCAUUCUUGAUACUCCAGGGUCCCCAUAAGAACUACCUUAAUUCCUCAAAAAGCAGAUCCCCCAGUGACCUAAAGUCCUCCCACAAGACUUCACCUCUCAGCACCAUCAUACUAGGGGCCAAGCCCUCAACACAUAGACCCCUUGGAAACCAUAUCCAAACCAUGAAAGCAUCAUUUCCCCAGCCAUUCCCCAACCAUAGGUUCUGUGGUGGUUCCCAUGGAUGAAUCACUCUCAACUGUGACCCUUCCCAGCUCUGCAAGCUCCCUCAGCUCCCUCCAAGCCCAUCCUAGGGACUAGUAAACCCUAUGAUCUCUCAAUAUAGUGACCACUUGACUGCUGCCCAACCAUGUCAAUAUUGUUACCAAGCAUGCAGAGCACACACAAGUAAGGAAUAGGGUAAAAUGCCGGCAAGCCAGUGUGGAGCUGUGUGCUUCACAGAACAAUGCUCAGCCAAAGAAGCCCAAGACUCCAGCCUCAGAGUCUGUGAUUGCCUCAGAGCCACGGUGAUCUAAGUUGCUGACCAAAUUCAGAUUCCUUCCAGUUAAUCAUGAGGUGGGAGCCUGCAGAACGACCAGUGACAGGUGGCACAAAAUGAGGAAGACUGCAGACCUUCCAUCCUCUACUGCUUUGUGUGUGGAAGGAAAUGAGGGGCAAUGGGGUAUGGGCUGUUUCUGGAAGCUGGACAGAGUAAGAGUCCCGAUUCUCCCCAAGAAUUUCCAGGAAGGCACAUGGAGCUGGAGACCUUGGUUCAGCCCAGUGAGACCCUUUUAGGACUUCUGACCUCUGGAACUGUAAGAUAAUAAAUUUGUGUUGUUUUAAA